AUGACUUUGUUGCUUUCUUAUCCUUUCCUCCUCGCAGCUAAAUAAAUCUUCAUUUCAUUUCGUCUCGACUUGUAAGGCACUCUAUAGUAUUUCCUUGGCUAUUUUUGCUUCAGCACUCUCGCGUGCUACCAUGGAUCCAACAACCAUUCAGGGAGGGGAUGAUAACCCUCCACCAUAUCAUCCAGGCAAUUGGUUCUCGGGUGGCUCCUCUCAACCUUCCUCAAGUAGCAGUCAACGUGCCAACAGCAUCCGUGAUCAGCUACAGCGGAUGAACACAGUCUCGUCGACCUUCAAGGCAAACCAGGAACCCGCUAAUCCGAUAGCCGAAGGAAUUCACAGUGAUCUGGUCAGACUGCAGGAGAUUAUUCUUGAACUCCGCCUUGGUGGAAAAGAUGGAGGGAGUGCCAAGGGCCCAGCAGCAGAAAAUGGCAUCCCACACGAAUUAGAAAAACAGAUAGAAGAGCUGUUCGACCAGGUUCGGAACAAUCUACGUCUUGCCGGGGAUGAAGAUGAACAGAUCCUCCGAGGCAACGACGUUCAUCGCCGCAAUGCUUCGGGCGAAACUGCACUUCACAUCGCGGCACGGAAGAGGCCAGUAGAUUUGUCACGGCCUGGACAAGCUGUGGAAGUGGAAAUGUAUGUGUUUUGGUAUGAAUAUGUAUGAAUGAUGGUGCCCUAAUGGCGGUGAAGAAGCUAUAUAUAUGCCUGUGCGCAGCACGUGACAAGAUUUGAAUUUAAUUCGAACAUUCCUCAAUCUUGGC
Hyaloscypha bicolor E is the source of this 761-nucleotide messenger RNA. RefSeq lists its product as uncharacterized. The transcript has a single exon. The coding region runs from base 131 to 664 and encodes 177 amino acids. Lineage: Eukaryota; Fungi; Ascomycota; Leotiomycetes; Helotiales; Hyaloscyphaceae. The record is from RefSeq and is a predicted model, not a curated record.